Molecule: messenger RNA, 1657 nt
Organism: Cladophialophora immunda
Lineage: Eukaryota; Fungi; Ascomycota; Eurotiomycetes; Chaetothyriales; Herpotrichiellaceae
Exons: 1
Coding region: 841-1176 (111 amino acids)
Source: RefSeq, a predicted model, not a curated record
GACGCCGCGUCGUGGCCGUUUCCCAUUGACCAAGCCUGCGACCGACGCUUCAUGAACCACACACCGCAGCCACGUCUUCCUCUGCUCGCUCGAGACCCUGCCACCGUCUUGCAGCCCAACUGCUCAACCUGAUGCACCGCACCGCACCAUACUGCGCCGCACACAUAUCAUAUGCCUGCGCUAUACUGGAACAUUCUUAAGAGCGCGCAACUCACGGCCCCCAUGGACGAGGGACCUUGUCUGAAAACGUGUUGAAAUAAGCAAAGAAAGCACAUCUCUUGCGCCGAACCCACGCUCGAGUCCUACCACGCCCUUUUUGCGCGCAAACCCCCUCGACCACCAGACUUGCGAUCCAGCACCACGCAAUAAGACACCUGCGCCCGCGCGCCCUUUGUCCUGAGCGCCCCGUGGCCCGCGCUCGGUGCCCUUUGACGCCCUCCCCCACCACCACACCUCGCCCACAACGAUGGCGACAGAAGUCAUUGUGCGCGAGUCGCGCCGGCGGUACAUCUGGCCCGAAGUGCAGCUGAACCUGUGGAUAUUUAUCGUGCUGGCCGGGUCAUCGACGGUCUUGGGCAUCAAUGCGUGGUUCAUCGCCGUGCAGGACCAACUCAGGGUCGGGGUUCCUUGGUAUGCUUCUGAUCGCUAGGAAAGACACACAUACACGGGCGAGUUGCUGACAUGUGACACCCUUUUGUCUGCCAACAACAGGUUAUUCCCCUUCGCCGUCAUCUGCGGCUCCCUCACCAUCAUCUUCCUCAUCGUCAUCCUCAUCCUCGCCGCACGCCGGUUACUCAUCCCGGGCAUCAUCCUCCUGGGAAGCUUCGUGCUGUUCGUGUUAUGGGUGACCACCCUGAUAGAGACGGCCAUCCAACUCUACGGCGACGGCAACGUCAACAGCAACUGCAGCAACUUUGUCCAGAACCAAGAAUACCACGGCGUCUCGAUAGAGACGCUGGCGUGGCUCACGCAGAGCAACAUCUGCGCCUGUUGGAAGGCCAGCUUCGCCUGGAGCAUCAUCCUGGCCGUGUUGUUCCUGUGGAUGAUGAUCCUGAGUUGGCAGGUACAGAACUACGACUGAGGAUCAGAGAAACGAAGGCGGGGGCCAACGGGGACACCGACCAUGUCUUUUCUUUUGUUCUUUUUGAAACCCCUCUUAUUCUAAUGUGCAUGUGAUGUGAUGUUAUGCGACGUUGGUUCUUGGGCAUUUGGGAACCGGGAUGUUUUGAUGCGAUAUACGGGAGAUUUCUGGCAUGUUUUUGAGGGUGACGAUAUAAAACGUACAUGGCGCAUGCCACCGCCAGGGGAUUCUUGCGAUGUUCCUGGGUCUGGAAUACAUAUUCCACCACUAGACGGAAAAGCACACAAAGAAGCACGCGUCGUUGAUUUUUUCUAUUUGUUGUGACUACUGCGAUGGCGAUGGCGAUGGCGGUGGCGUUUUCUAACCAGCGAGCAUACGCAGGGGUUUGGGCUUUUGGAUACCAGAUUCGAUUUGUCCCCCGAGACAGGGUGGGAUGUCCGACCAGAAUGAGGGCUCGAGGGGUCGAUGCUCCUCACGGCUUCCCGUCGCUCUCGAAUUGCCCUGCGGCUGGAAUCGUGCUGGGCGGUGUAUAACCCGAUCGAUCAAAUACAAAAGAAAAUACAAAAGUAUACAAAG